AUGUUCCUUACCUGCCAGCGACAGUCGUCAACUCAGCUUGGAAUCUGGCAACGGUCCUCUCCGCAUACGGUAAAGGGGGGACAAAUCCGACGGAGGCCGGUUCGGCCCGGACCCAGCCGUAUCUCCUCCGCUCCCAGGAAAGGCGGCAAGCCCAAGGCAGCCGCGCCGCCCGGGGGCGGCUCCAUUCCCCGCCCGCCCCCAAGCGCCGGAGAUCCCUGCUCCGCCCGCCCCGCUCCCCACGCAAACCCCGCUCCGGCCACACGCUUCCCCGAAGGAAAGGAGACCCCCCGAGGCCGGCAGAGCCCCGUGCUCCCCGCGGGGGAGGCCCCACCGCCGAUGGCCCCGCACGCAGCAUGGCGGCGGCGCCGGCUCAGGCCCCGUUACCACCGACACCGUCGCUACGAACUGAGGCCUGGCCCAGAAACCGGCUCCCGCUCCCCCAACACACCCCCCCGCCUCACAGGAGGAGGCCGAGCCCGUCCCGGGACACUCACCCACUCUGCUGCCUCCACAGCGCGGCCGCCACGCUCCCCGCCAGCAGCCCGGCACGACGGCAACGGCGGCGGCUACCUCAGCCGCAAACGGGAAGCUCCGUCAGCCACCUGGCCGUCACUUCCGCUCGGCUGUUUCCGGAAGUUUCUCGAACAGCGCGCCGCCGUCAGGCCCGCCCGUAAGCGGAGCGCGCCCCCUGCCGGCGGCCGGCGGCGCUGCGGCGGCUCCCGGGGGGAGCUCCGGGCCCGGCGGGGCUCCGGGCACACCGGGGGUGGUCGCCGUCCCGGUCGGGCCGCGGGGCCUUCCCCGGCGCUCGUCCCGCUCCCAGCAGCGGUCUUGCUGCACCCCAGGGGUUUCACAGUCUCCACGGGCAGGCAGUUGGGUGAAGAACCCCCGCCGUGUGUGUCUGAGGGAGGGAGGGGGGGAAAGGAGUGA
Messenger RNA from Calidris pugnax (ruff), 927 nucleotides. Its product is annotated as translation initiation factor IF-2-like. The transcript is spliced from 2 exons. Lineage: Eukaryota; Metazoa; Chordata; Aves; Charadriiformes; Scolopacidae. The record is from RefSeq and is a predicted model, not a curated record. Bases 1 to 927 code for a protein of 308 amino acids.